This is a messenger RNA of Salarias fasciatus (jewelled blenny), 1241 nucleotides long. RefSeq names its product thiamin pyrophosphokinase 1 (gene tpk1). Gene Ontology annotation, biological process: thiamine metabolic process; thiamine diphosphate biosynthetic process. Bases 93 to 851 code for a protein of 252 amino acids. The record is from RefSeq and is a predicted model, not a curated record. The transcript has 9 exons. Gene Ontology annotation, molecular function: thiamine binding; thiamine diphosphokinase activity; ATP binding. NCBI's taxonomy places the organism in Eukaryota, Metazoa, Chordata, Actinopteri, Blenniiformes, Blenniidae.
UUAACAGAAGGUUCAACAGGAAAGAUUCGUUCUUAGUGCCUAGAACAUUGUGUGAGUCGGCUGAGUGAAACGGGCUCCUGUGAAUCCUCGCCAUGGAUGAAGAGUUGACGCCUUUGGACUGCCUGCUGCCCUCAGGCACACAGAGGAUCUGUCUGAUCAUUCUGAACCAGCCUCUGGAUAAGGACUACCUACACAUCCUCUGGAGUAAAGCUCUCCUGAGGGCAUGUGCUGAUGGAGCUGCCAAUCACCUUUAUAACGUCACUGCGGGAGGCUGCGGCCGCUUCCUCCCCGACUAUAUCAGUGGGGAUUUUGAUUCCAUUACUGCGGAGGUCAAAGCUUUCUAUGCAGACAAGGGAUGCAAGCUGAUUGAAACGGCUGACCAGGAUCUAACCGACUUCACCAAGUGUCUUGCAAUCAUGCUUCAGGAGAUUAAGACACGACAGUUGCAGGUGGAUGCCAUCGUGACGCUGGGUGGCCUCGCCGGCAGGUUUGACCAGGCCAUGGCGUCAGUGGAGACCCUGCACCACGCUCUGUCCAUGACUCCACUCCCACUGCUCAUCAUACAGGAAACCAGCCUGGCCUAUCUGCUCAGACCUGGCAGCCACAGAUUGGACGUGAACACAGGCCUGGAGGGAGACUGGUGCAGUCUCAUUCCAGUGGGUGGGCCCUGCAGGACCACCACCUCUGGACUCAAGUGGAACCUGGAUAACCAGGUCCUGCAGUUUGGAAGGCUGGUGAGCACCUCCAACACCUACGAGCCCACAGCUCCGGGAAAACCCAGGAAACCUGUGACCGUGACCACGGACCAGCCUCUGCUGUGGAGCAUGGGCAUCCUGAAAGCCGCACAAUAACACGCUGAAGAGCUGACUGCUCUAGCGCACAGGGCCAAAAUAUCCUUCAAGUAGGAUUCUAGUAGAAUGUGUACUUUUUGAUGAACUUAGCUCAGGUGAAACAAGAGAUACUGACUUUAUGGCUGCUGUUCAUGACCAAGGACUACUUCUUAUGGAAUAUUGAUAACGAUAGCACUGAUAGGUUCCACAGUACUGCACUGACUUGAUGCCUCUUCACCUUGAAUGGUAAUGCUCAUUGUUUGCUUUGUCUUGCACGCUUCAGCAUGUGCCUUCCACCCCAGUGGUCUUCUAGGGAUAUGGGAAACAAACCGAAAGCCUUUCAGUGAUGACUUUUAAAACACUACUUCAGAAAUGACAGAAACCAAAGUGAUCGCAGAAUGCUGGAAGUGG